CCUGUGGUUAAGAUACGUGUCAGAGACAGAUUUGCCUUUACAGUAUUGUUAUGAUCUAAUAUUAAUCUUCUAGGUAAUUUUUCGCAUUACCACCACUUGGUACCUCUUUUCCCAUAAUCUUAGGGCAUUGGGUUAUUUCUCGGUCAUUGGUUUAUGUCAUCAUUUCUUGUCUUCAAGGCCUAAAAUAUCUAAACUGAAAUUUUGCAGGCCUCAGUCUACAGAUUCUUGCAUUUCAGCUUGUCUUACUUAUGUCUAAUGCAUUAUUCUUUUAUAUACUAAUUAAUCUUAUACUUUUAUAACCCUACAAAUUAACUCUAAUUAACAUACAAUGAAUAUAUAACAUGUUGAUAAAUGAAAAUAAACUAAAAUCAUUGGAUACACUAACCAUCAGAAGAGUGAGGUUUUGGAACAGCUUCCCAACAGGAAUCAUGGGGGCAAACAAUCUAUUUGAGGAUGAAUGAAAAGUUUGUGAACAAGAUAAUAUAUGGGGAUGCCUGCAAAUGGACCAUCACCUAGGAGGUCCCUUCCAGUCCUAUGUUCCUAGGUGAAAAGAAACAAAGACAAACCAUGAGCUUUAACACAUUGGGUGCCCCCCUAAUUUUCUUGCUUGAGGCAAGGAUGUGACAGCCUGUCAUGGGAUAAUUUCCAGAGUGUUGAGACAAUAUGUGUGUGUGAGAGAGAGCAGAGCUGCUGGGUAGGCCACUAGCAGUUUUAAAGAAACUACUUAGGCCUAUAAUAGAUGCUGAUGCAAAUGGCAGGAUUGUAACAACACAAACAGCUCCCUCUCCCAAUUCCCUACUGUGGGUGCACUGAGCAUGCCCAGGAGGGUUGCUAUUUGUGUUGUUACACAUGCCGGGGCGCCCCUCGCUCAGGGAGGGAAAAGCUAUUCCCGACCCCGUCCUGUGCGAGCCGGGCGCUGGCUGAACGGCCCCCUCGGGUCGGUGUCAUAGCGGCGCCCGUGGAGCUUCCUGGCUCAGACCCGCCCUGCCAGCGCCGCCUCCAUUGUGAGCCGGGAGCCGGGGCUGAGUCGCUGCUGCUCCGCAGCGGGGUGUGUGCGGGGAGAGCUCUUCCCUAGGGAUCCUCUGUGCCCAGCCGGGGGGGACUUUCUCCGAGGGCUGGAACCAGCCCCGGGCUCUGCCGACACCAGCCCCUGAGCCGGAGCCUGCAGGUGAGGGGAGAGACCCGGGGGAAAGGGCUGGGGCCGGCAAAGUACGCAGCUGCCUAGGUGCUCCUGACCCGUCCCUUCCCCAAAGCCUCUGCUCUGCUGCGCCCCGGCCCCGCCUCUGCCUCCACUCCCACUCCCCUGAGAACUGCAGCAGGGGCGGGCCUGCUCACCGGCGGCUAGAAGUGCGGCGACCCAGACCCAGCCGCGCCGCUGGUGAGUGCUGGGGGGGUUCUCCCCCUACCCCCAAGCCAGCCCCGCCCCUCACAGUCCUGCCGCCUGCGGUGGGGCUGCCUUGGGCCCCAGAAUAGCUAGGAACGGGCCUGCCUGCGAGGCUUGCCUGUGCACAUAGAUGCCAACUGCACUUUCACCGGAGGGGAGAAUGCAUGGAAAUAACAGUGGGAGCAACUUCAAAGGGUGAUCCCGGACAACAGGGCAAUUGAGAUGGCUGAGGGUUUUCCCAGCAGGGCAGAUUCCAGAGUGUCUGUGCAUGGCUUGGGGGGAAUCUGAAACCUCUCCCCCGCCCUUCCCACGCUGACAGGCUGCAGAGUAACAACCACCAGAUUCACUUCAGAUUGUCACAUCACUCUAGGGGCCGGGGAAGGGAAAUGGCUGCAGUGGACCCGGCUCAGGUGACCGUGACCUUCGAGGAGGUGGCUGUGUAUUUCACUGAGGGGGAAUGGGCACUGUUGGAUCUGGCUCAGAGAGCCCUGUACAGGGACAUCAUGCUGGAGAAUUACAGGAAUGUGACCUCGUUGGGUUUUCCAAUUCCCAAGCCCAGCGUGAUCUCCCAGCUGGACCAAGGAGAAGAGCCGUGGGUCCCUGAUCUCCAGGGGUCCCAGGCUAGAAAGAUCCAGAGAAACAUCCCCAGAGCAGGUGAUGAGACGGUGAGUGAGAGCAAUGAAGAGAGUCCUUGUCCGGCCGGUCCUGAGCAAAUGGAACUGAAGGGGACGUUGCUGGGAAGAUGUGAAGGGGAUGAUUCCCAGAUUCCUGGGCAAGGACAAGCCCAAGAAACUCAGUGCAGGCCAGAGAAGCAGCAGGGAACCCCUCCAGGAAAGAUACUGGGUGAAUCCACUUGCCGAGGGGGAGGUUUGGAAGAAUCUAAUAAAGUCACGAUCCAGCCAAGAACCUGCACUAAAGAGAAGCAUUUCGAAUGUGCUGAGUGCAGGAAACGCUUUAGUUGUAAAGAACACCUUGUUAGACAUCUGAGAGUCCACACUGGAGAGACCCCGUAUCACUGCCCCGAGUGUGGGAAACAAUUCAGUGACCAAUCAAUCCUUAUUAGACAUCAGCGAACCCAUACAGGAGAGAGACCCUAUAAGUGCACUGACUGCGGGAAAAGCUUCAGUCAGAGGUCAGGCCUUAUUACACAUCAGACAGUCCACACAGGAGAGAAAUGCCAUAAAUGUCCUGACUGUGGACAAACCUUCACUCAGAGAGGGCAUGUUACUAGACAUCGGAGGACUCACACGGGUGAGAGACCCUAUGGAUGCCCAGAGUGUGGAAAAAAGUUCGCUUCCACCUCUGACCUUAUUAUACAUCAGAGAAUCCACACAGGAGAGAAACCCUAUAACUGCCCUGACUGUGGGAAAAGCUUCAGUCACAGCCAUCACCUUACUGACCAUCGGAGAAUCCACACAGGAGAGAGACCCUAUACCUGCCCCGACUGCGGGGAAAGCUUCAAAAGUAAAUCUGGCUUCAAAGUCCAUCGGAGAAGGCACACGGGAGAGUGCCCCUAUCAAUGUUCCGUCUGUGGGGAAAGGUACAAAACUAGGAACUCUCUAACAUGCCACAUGAAACACCACACAGAAUAGUGCCAGACACUUCCCCUCCUCUCUCUGCAUCUGUAGAGAUAGGAAGAACCAUGAGGAUAAUAAACAGUUGCCCAAUGCCCUAGGGAGUCAAGUGGCACCACUAUUUACUUGUGUGCUGUGUAUCUCAGGAGGACGGAGGCACCAGGAGAGUGACAUUAUUAUUAUUACUGUCUUGCAUUAUUCUCUGACACUCUCCCAUCCCAUCCCAGCUCCCUCUGUCAUGAGGAGGCUUCUACUGAGCCAAAGGGUUUACCUGGAUUUCCUGGUCCCUGUUUUUAGGCAGGGACUUAGUUCACAUUGUUGCACACAGGGAUUAUUCUGUAAAUUGCUGCCCUGGGAGGCAUUUUCUCCCUGUUUCUGCAUGGUGGGGAGAGCAGGGGUCUGAAAUUUCUGGAUAGUUGGGUGUCAGUGGAUUGUUUAUUGUUCAUUGAAUUAUUUUCUGGGUAUUGCUCAAUUAUGUGUUUUUCCCCCAACUAAGAUGUAAAUAAAACUUUUCUGGCAAAUCUCA
Molecule: messenger RNA, 3484 nt
Organism: Malaclemys terrapin pileata
Lineage: Eukaryota; Metazoa; Chordata; Testudines; Emydidae
Product: gastrula zinc finger protein XlCGF8.2DB-like
Exons: 4
Coding region: 1771-2976 (401 amino acids)
Biological process (GO): negative regulation of transcription by RNA polymerase II
Cellular component (GO): PcG protein complex; transcription regulator complex
Molecular function (GO): DNA-binding transcription repressor activity, RNA polymerase II-specific; RNA polymerase II cis-regulatory region sequence-specific DNA binding
Source: RefSeq, a predicted model, not a curated record